Ornithodoros turicata is the source of this 984-nucleotide messenger RNA. RefSeq names its product 15-hydroxyprostaglandin dehydrogenase [NAD(+)]-like. The record is from RefSeq and is a predicted model, not a curated record. Gene Ontology annotation, molecular function: oxidoreductase activity, acting on the CH-OH group of donors, NAD or NADP as acceptor. The transcript has 8 exons. NCBI's taxonomy places the organism in Eukaryota, Metazoa, Arthropoda, Arachnida, Ixodida, Argasidae. Gene Ontology annotation, cellular component: cytoplasm. The coding region runs from base 70 to 897 and encodes 275 amino acids.
UCUUGCUCUAACGUCGCUCGCCGAGCACUCGGAAGGAAAAGCUUCUGCUGGGUGGAUUUGCCAACGAAGAUGUCGGCCAACCUAAAAGGAAGAGUGGCUAUUGUUACUGGCGCUGCACGAGGCAUUGGAGCUGCUAUUGCCGAGGCUUUGCUGCAAAACGGGUGCAAGGUUUGCAUCGCUGAUAUCCUUGAAGAUGAAGGAAACAAGGCAUGUGAAACGCUGAAAGAUCGAUAUGGAGAUGAAUCUGUCUGCUUUCGAGCCACUGAUGUCACUAAGCGGGACUCUUUUGAAGGCGUCUUCAAAGACAUCAUUAAGCACUGGGGCGGGGUGACCAUCUUGGCCCAUAACGCGGGUAUAGCUCGCGAGGAUGAAUAUGAACGUAUGAUCAGCAUCAACUUGGUAUCCUACGUUACGGCUGGACAUCUGGCUCUGCAGUACAUGGGGAAGGAUAAAGGAGGACAGGGAGGAAAUGUCGUUUUCACCGCUUCUAUUCUGGGUCUUAUUCCUUGUGAGAGGAUACCAGCUUACACAGCAAGCAAGUUUGGCGCUGUAGGGCUUGUCCAAUGUUUCUCGGGCAAAGUGUACGAGUCAAGCGGAGUGAGGUUUGCUGCCUUAUGUCCUGGUGUGACUGAUACACCCCUAGUAAAGCCACUCCUUUCCAAACACGAAUCUGGUGAACCGCACCUGUUGAGCUCGCUCAUGGACGUGAAGGGAAUGGAAGGUGUGAGCACAACGGAGCUGAUAGCCGGUGGAGCCAUUCAACUCCUGAAGGAUAACCGCAAUGGAGCAGCCCUGAUUGCGCACUGCAACCUGGAUGGACACUACCGCUACCUGAGCGAUUCGCACUUCGAUGCUGAUGCCAUCUUAGCAGCCACUACACCAGCAAACUCGUCUUAGAUGAACCGCUGAAGACGGCAGCGUGAUGCCCUUUCUUCUUCUUCUUUCUUUUCCUAGAAUAAAUAUAUGCGUCGUGAAUUUACGUUA